Molecule: messenger RNA, 555 nt
Organism: Striga hermonthica
Lineage: Eukaryota; Viridiplantae; Streptophyta; Magnoliopsida; Lamiales; Orobanchaceae
Source: the annotation of a GenBank genome assembly
AUGAGAAAAGUGCUUUCUCUGCGAGCAGGGGCGGCCGCGGCCAUGCCGGAGUUCAACGUCCACCUGUCGCCGUCGGUUGACAAAUCAAGCCACGCUGAGCCUCCACCGGCGGAGGCGAGCUGCGACGCGGUCAAGUGCCCCUGGUGGCCGUACUCGAACGCCACUGACUUCAGGGCGAACACGGCCCUGAUCCUGGCGGUCCUCUUCUGCGCUCUGAUCUGCGCCCUCGCGCUCAACGCCGUCGUGCGGUACCUCGUGCAUCGGCACUGCUGCCGCCGCCGCCGGCGGGAGAAGGCGGAGGAGAGCGGCGGAGGGGAGGAGAAGGCGGCGGAGGUGCCGGCGGUGGUGUACGCGGAGGGGAUGGGGCUGGCGGGGGAGGAGAGGGAGUGCAUAAUCUGCCUGUCGGAGUUCGCCGCCGGCGAUAGGAUCAGGGUGCUGGAAAGGUGCAGCCACGGGUUCCACGUGCAGUGCAUCCAGCGGUGGCUGGCGGCGCGUGACUCGUGCCCCACCUGCAGAGCGGUGUGCUCCGACGAACUCAAAUCAUCGCCGCCGUGA